Messenger RNA from Suillus plorans, 408 nucleotides. RefSeq lists its product as uncharacterized. The transcript has 4 exons. The record is from RefSeq and is a predicted model, not a curated record. The coding region runs from base 1 to 408 and encodes 135 amino acids. Lineage: Eukaryota; Fungi; Basidiomycota; Agaricomycetes; Boletales; Suillaceae.
AUGAUUGCUCGAUUGUAUGCCAUGUAUCAGGGAUCUAUAAUCAUGCUCGUCUUCCUUGUUCUUAUCUUCUUGGCUAUCAACAUCGCCUGCGUAGUAAUCAUGGGAACAAUUCUCAAGGAUACUGUAUCAGAGGAGUUGAUACUCUCUGGCACCUUUGUUGGUGUCUCUUGCUUCCAGCUUGCGCUUCUCUCUCCACAGCUUGAGAAUUCAACUUAUACGGGAGCUUGGAUAAUAUCUGAUGCUUUUCAAAAUUUAGCGGGUGUGCAGAUGUUUGUGCUGGGACCACGCCUCAUUCUUAGCGUUCGAGAAUAUCACGCCAAACUCGUGGUGGACUCCGACGCAGAAGCCAGCAUGAAUUCGAUUGUCUUUCAGGAGCGUGUAGAUGUACCAACUAGCAGUAUCAUGUAG